UGAGUAAUACAAUGAAGAAUGAUUAGGACUUACUUCUGGUUCAUGAACAGUGAUUAUCAUUGAUUUUUUAACACUUUCAUAUAUUUUUUCAUUCAAAGUAAGGUUAACCCAAUUAAUGUAGGAAAUCUGAAAGUAAUAAAUUGAAAGCUCUUAUGGAAGAUAAAAAAUCCAAAAUAUUGGUUAUGACAGAAGAAAUAAGAAUUAUGAUUUCUCAAUUACGAAAAGCUCUGGCCACUAUAAAGGAAUAUAGGUGUUACAUUGACAUGCUGAGAAGAAAGAGAGAUCUCUUUGGAGCCCGACUAAUAGAAUCAAACAUUCAUGUUGGUUUAUUCAAAAGAAAAAUUGAUAGGAUUGAAAAAGUCAUGAAGACAUCUGCCUCUGACUACCUUAAUAUGAACAAUGAUUCUUAUAUGCUUAAACUUGAAAUAAAAAAUUUGAGAAGAAAACUGAAGAAUCAUGAGAUGUGUGAAUUCACAAUCACUACAUUGAGACAAGAGCUUUCCAAAACUGCCAAGUUAUUAGAACUAGAAAAAGCUAGAAAUGUUGCUCUAGUGGCCACUAAGGAACCAAUAGUUCACAGAUGGAGAGCACUGCUGGCUGCAGAUCCAUCCAAGUAUGAACUUCAUGUCAAAAUCAACAGACUCACUUAAAGGCUCAUUAACAAAACUACUGAAGUUGUUGAGAAGGAACAAAUGAUCCAUAAAAAAGAUCUUUGCUUUUUUGAGCUUCGAGCCCUUUUAGAGCGCCGUUUAGAUCCUAAUCUGACUGCUGAAAUGUCCCUGGCUAAAGCCAUAAUUAGAAAACAACGUAAGCAAAUGCAA
This is a messenger RNA of Biomphalaria glabrata, 821 nucleotides long. Its product is annotated as cilia- and flagella-associated protein 58-like. The transcript has 4 exons. The record is from RefSeq and is a predicted model, not a curated record. Lineage: Eukaryota; Metazoa; Mollusca; Gastropoda; Planorbidae. The coding region runs from base 153 to 650 and encodes 165 amino acids.